UAAAAUAAAAUGUUAAAGGGUCAAGAUUUUGGUGUAGAUAUCAAAAAUGAAAAUAUAAGCAAUAUAAGGCCUCAUCAAAAUAAUAUAACCAACAAAAUUUGCCCACACACCAAUCCUAAUUUAAAUAUACUUGAGAAUAGUAAAUCUCCAUCAAAUUUGAAACAUUUAUUUGAAUUAGAUGGGUACUUAAAAUCUUAUGAAAAAGAGAUAUGUAGGAGAUAUGAAGUCUUUAGUAAUACACUAUCAAAAAUUGAUCAGGUUGAGGGUUCAUUGGAUAAAUUUUCAAGAGGUUAUCAAGAAUAUGGCAUUCAAGUGACACCUGAGAAUGGUAUCAGAUGUCUGGAAUGGGCACCUGGGGCUAAGGCUUUAUAUUUAAGAGGAGAUUUUAACAAUUGGAAAAAAAAUGAAUUCCCAUUCGAAAAGCUUCCUUUUGGAAAAUGGGAAUUAUACAUACCUCCAUUGGCAGAUGGAACUUUACCAAUUAAACAUAAAUCAGCUUUAAAAUUGGUUGUAGAAGAUCACCAUGGUCAUAUGCUAGAUAGACUCAGUCCUUGGGCCACUUACGUUAAACCGCCUUCUAAUUCAAUCGUAUUCGAACAAGUCUUCUGGAAUCCGCCUGAAAAUCAACAUAUAAGUAUAAAUAUAUCAUCUAAUGAUUUGAUGAGUUCUAUACUAGAACUUGUUACUGUAAAUGGCCGGCCUUUAUCAAUUAUUGAAGAUUCGGGAUUUCAAAGAAUUAUAAAUCCACUCCUAUCUGGGCUCAAUUUAGUUAUAAACAAAGAAAAUUUAUCCAGAACUAUUAAUAAAACAGCCCAAUCAAUUAGAGACAAAAUAUCGAGAGAGGUAGAAGGAAAAUUAAUAAUGUACGGUGUGCACACACUUCAGCUGGCACUUCAAGAUGCUAUAAAAUUAUCACCUAUUGUGGAAACCUGCAAAAGCUAG
Messenger RNA from Gordionus sp. m RMFG-2023, 942 nucleotides. Its product is annotated as 1,4-alpha-glucan-branching enzyme-like. Gene Ontology annotation, biological process: glycogen biosynthetic process. Gene Ontology annotation, molecular function: 1,4-alpha-glucan branching enzyme activity; hydrolase activity, hydrolyzing O-glycosyl compounds. The record is from RefSeq and is a predicted model, not a curated record. Gene Ontology annotation, cellular component: cytoplasm. The transcript is spliced from 6 exons. Bases 10 to 942 code for a protein of 310 amino acids. NCBI's taxonomy places the organism in Eukaryota, Metazoa, Nematomorpha, Gordioida, Chordodea, Parachordodidae.